Molecule: messenger RNA, 1537 nt
Organism: Heterocephalus glaber (naked mole-rat)
Lineage: Eukaryota; Metazoa; Chordata; Mammalia; Rodentia; Bathyergidae
Gene: Phox2a
Product: paired like homeobox 2A
Biological process (GO): regulation of transcription by RNA polymerase II
Molecular function (GO): DNA-binding transcription factor activity, RNA polymerase II-specific; RNA polymerase II transcription regulatory region sequence-specific DNA binding
Source: RefSeq, a predicted model, not a curated record
CGCCGAAACCUCCAUCCCGAUCUCCACCCGGCCGGGACCCCGACCCGGCCCCGGCCCGGCCAGGCCCACGUCCUCCGGGCCGAUGGACUACUCCUACCUCAAUUCGUACGACUCGUGCGUGGCGGCCAUGGAGGCGUCCGCCUACGGCGACUUCGGCGCCUGCAGCCAGCCUGGCGGCUUCCAGUACAGCCCCUUGCGGCCUACCUUCCCCGCGGCGGGGCCCCCUUGCCCUGCGCUCGGCUCCUCCAACUGUGCGCUUGGCGCCCUACGCGACCACCAGCCCGCGCCCUACUCGGCAGUGCCCUACAAGUUCUUCCCGGAGCCAUCAGGCCUACAUGAGAAGCGCAAGCAGCGGCGCAUCCGCACCACGUUCACGAGCGCACAGCUCAAAGAGCUGGAGCGCGUCUUCGCCGAGACGCACUACCCGGACAUUUACACGCGGGAGGAGCUGGCACUCAAAAUAGACCUCACUGAGGCUCGCGUGCAGGUCUGGUUCCAGAACCGCCGCGCCAAGUUCCGAAAACAAGAGCGCGCAGCCAGCGCCAAGGGCUCGGCGGGCCCGACGGGAGCCAAGAAGGGUGAAGCGCGCUGCUCAUCCGAGGACGACGACUCCAAGGAGUCCACGUGCAGCCCCACGCCCGACAGCACCGCGUCGCUGCCGCCGCCGCCUGCGCCUAGCCUGGCCAGCCCACGUCUGAGCCCCAGCCCGCUGCCCGCUGCGCUGGGCUCCGGGCCAGGACCCGGCCCAGGGCCGCAGCCGCUCAAGGGCGCGCUGUGGGCCGGCGUGGCGGGCGGCGGGGGCGGUGGACCCGGCGGCGGCGCGGCCGAGUUACUGAAGGCCUGGCAGCCAACGGAGCCCGGGCCGGGGCCCUUCUCGGGAGUUCUGUCCUCCUUUCACAGGAAGCCCGGCCCUGCCCUGAAGACCAAUCUCUUCUAGCCGCCAGCCCCCGGAGGCCCCGAGCCUGCCCCCAGACACCCUGCUCCUCCAGGACCCGACAGAAUCCCUCUAUCCCCGCUCCCUGCCUCUAUGCCCUCAUCCGUCCCCACAGCCCACUGUCUGAUCCCAGGUGCGCCCUCCCCAGCUUUGGAAACCAAGUCGGGCCACUCUCGUCCUCCCACCCACACCCAGCAGAGCCGAGUCAUUUUCCCCCGGACCCCGGGGAGAGCCGGAGCCCCUGCUAGCUUGGCUUUCUUUGAAACCAGGAUCAAGUAACACCUGUUCCUCACGUAGUGCCCAAACACAAGGGUUCCUGAGGAGCAGCAAGGUGCCCUCCCCGGGACAUCGCAGCUGGCUGGGUCAUUCCUAACCCUGGUGACCUCGAGCAUCCGCUGCCCCACCCCCAGCCCACCGACACCGCCCCCUACAAGGCGCCAAGGCUGAUUUUUGCCGGGAUGAUCAGCAGCGUGAGGGGCCCCACCGCCCAGCCCUCCCUCCAGGUCCUCCCACCCCUAGCACAGAGGGUGGCCUUGUCGGCAGUGGGGGGCGAGGGUGCUGCGGGGAACAUUUUUUUCCUGAUUUUUUUUUUGUUCUUUUUCU